This is a messenger RNA of Aspergillus pseudotamarii, 1592 nucleotides long. RefSeq names its product thiolase family protein. The coding region runs from base 118 to 1416 and encodes 432 amino acids. Lineage: Eukaryota; Fungi; Ascomycota; Eurotiomycetes; Eurotiales; Aspergillaceae. Gene Ontology annotation, biological process: fatty acid beta-oxidation. The transcript has 3 exons. The record is from RefSeq and is a predicted model, not a curated record. Gene Ontology annotation, molecular function: acetyl-CoA C-acetyltransferase activity.
GUUGAAGGCACCUUGGAACUUGGACACCUAUUCUGAAUCCGGAGACAAGGUACUUAUUAUCUCUGUCUCCUCUUUCAUCUCCCUUUUCUCUUUCUUUUAUUCUACUAGCAUUGAAAAAUGGCGAUCCAAGCUUCAGCUACUCGUCUCUUUAAGAGGGCGGCUAUCCCCGCAUCUCGCCAGUGGCAGAGACAGUUCAGCGCUGCAACCCCGGCACUCAAGGAGAUCCAGGAUGCCUAUAUCCUCAGUGCUUCACGUACUCCGACUGCUAAGUUUAAUGGGUCGUUCGCGUCAGUCUCUGCCCCCGAGCUGGGCGCCGUUGCGAUCAAGUCUGCUGUGACCAAGUCCGGACUCCCUGUCGAGAAGAUCACCGAUGUAUACAUGGGAAAUGUUCUCCAAGGAGCGGUCGGUCAGGCACCAGCCCGCCAGGCUUCUAUCUUCGCUGGUUUGUCGCCAACAGUGGAAUCCAUGACGGUAAACAAAGUGUGUGCAUCGGGUCUCAAGGCCGUAGCACUUGCUGCACAGAAUAUCCAGCUUGGCCUGGCAGACGCCCAAGUUGCUGGAGGAAUGGAGAAUAUGUCUCGUGUCCCUUACUACCUCCCACGUUCCAGCCAGCUUCCACCGUUCGGAGAGAUUAAAUUGGAGGAUGGUCUAAUCAAGGAUGGUCUGUGGGAUGUCUAUAACAAGUUCCAUAUGGGCAUCUGCGCCGAAACCACAGCCAAGAAGUACGAGAUCUCGAGAGAAGACCAGGAUCAAUAUGCGAUUCAGUCUUACCAGCGGGCCCAGAAGGCCUGGAGCGAGAAUAAGUUCGCCGAUGAAAUUGCCCCCGUCACUGUCAAGGGUAAGAAGGGCGAGACCAUUAUCGAACGUGACGAAGGAUAUGAGAAUCUGCGGAUUGAUAAGAUGAAAGCCUUGAAGCCCGCCUUUUUAAGGGAUGGCACAGGCACAGUCACUGCCGGAAAUGCUUCCACCAUGAAUGAUGGGGCGUCAGCUCUGGUUCUGGCUAGCAAGGACUUGGCUCGCGAGUUUGGCCAGGGUAACCGGUCUCUGGCGCGUAUCGUGUCUUCUGCGGAUGCCGCUAUUGACCCUGUGGACUUCCCCGUCGCCCCAGCUAAGGCAGUUCCCAUUGCCCUCGAGCGAGCUGGUAUCACCAAGGAUCAGGUUGCCGUCUGGGAGUUUAAUGAGGCAUUUGCUGCCGUUAUCAAGGCAAACGAGAAGAUUCUUGGAUUGCAGAACGCCCGUGUCAACCCUCUGGGAGGAGCUAUUUCUCUGGGACAUGCACUUGGAAGCUCAGGAUCCCGUAUCCUGGUCACUCUUCUCCACCAGUUGCAGCCUGGUGAAUAUGGUGUGGCCGCAAUCUGCAAUGGUGGUGGCGCCGCUAGUGCCAUGGUUGUUCAGAAGCUGGACCGGGUUGACUAGAGUGAUGCUGUGGUUUUGGCCUGUGCACCGGCAUAUGACAUUUUCUUUUGAUUUUAUUUCUGAUUUGAAAAGCGACAACCGCGAUGAGUUUAUACCCGCAUAGGUCUGGACAAAGAACCGGCCAGCCAAAACCUGCAUAUGUAUAUUUAGGCGAACCGAGAUAGGAUUAGGCGACC